Messenger RNA from Ilex paraguariensis (yerba mate), 363 nucleotides. The record is from the annotation of a GenBank genome assembly. NCBI's taxonomy places the organism in Eukaryota, Viridiplantae, Streptophyta, Magnoliopsida, Aquifoliales, Aquifoliaceae.
CCAUCAUCGACGACGACUAGUUAACCCUCCCCCUCCCUCUCGCUCUCAACAUUUUCUCUCUCCAAAACUACAAUGUCAACACUCUCAACGUUCCUCAUUCUCGAUCUUGUCUGUCUUCUCUCUCUACUCUUUCACUGUCACUCUCGCGAAGCCACUGAUUCGAAGCUUCAAAACGGCGCCGUUAAUGUCAGUGAAUUGAGAUCCAAGGAAAGCAGCUUCGCUGAUAUGUUCGAUCGAGCGUUGAAUAAGGAAUUCAACGAUACCAAUGAACAGUCCGAAGCUACUGAUCCUGGGAGCUUCAACAACAGUGUCGCCGGACAACAGGUUUUCACUCCCGGGCCAAAAUUCUAUUUUUUUUAUUAG